UCCCCAACGAAAUGACAGAGCAGUCAGCAGCAAUGUCGUAAAAGUCGUAAAGUUAAUGCAGUAAAAACAAACAAGAUAUUCGUCUGAAAUAAAUAACAAGUAAAGCGGAGUCAUUUUUAAGGUUUCUUGAACUGUCAUAAAUGUCGCGCCACAUGUGUUAAAGUUUUUAGGUCCACUUUGUAUCCUUUAUUUUUCUUAGCCUUUUAGUCCUUAUUUAUUUACAUAAGAAAAUUCUAUGAGCGCAUCCGACCAACCUGGAGACCAAGACGACGCUUCAAGGAUAAACCAAGAGGCUUCGUCUAGUAGCAAUACGGACAACGAAACUUCUCCCUCCGAUAAUAAAGAGGACGAGAUGAAACGUGCUGCUGCUAGAAAAUUGAUCGAGCGCUAUUUCUACCAAUUGACCGACGGCUGUGGUAACCCCGCGUGCAACAACAAGUACUGCGCGUCGAGCGGACAAUUAAAACCGCUCACUCCAGACGAGGCAGCUGCACAAGCCAUCCAACUUUUCUCGCAAGAAGCGAGUUUGUGUGAACGACACCCCAACAAAAUCGCGCGCACCCACAAAAUGCUAUCGUCAGAUUCUGACAGUGAUAACUCUCUUACUCGAAAGGGGGACGUGCAAAUGCCCACAAACGACGUUAUUCUAGGUGAAAAUCCCAACUACGUGAAACUGAACACAACUAAUUCGACGACGUUUUUAACCGAGCAAAUGCUGUACGACAUAAUCGACGACUGUGAGUCGACUGAGUGUUACUUAAGUCUCAUUAGAAAAAUCGGCGAAGUCUUCAGCAGCAUAGAAAACUUAUCGCGGAGUUUUCUCCAGACGGACAAGAGCCCCACGGAAACCACACUCGACGCCAGUAAAGAAAACAUCGCAGGUUUGAAGAAAGAAGAAGUCAGGUCGCUGGAAGGCGAGAAAGACAAAGAUGAAGACUCGUCUGCUGAAACGAGCGAAAACGCCGUCUUACCCGUAGACUUACCAUCGGUUCGACGAGCCUAUGCGGCUCUAUUCAAACUAAAAACCUCGAUAUUCGAGCAUUCCUUGGUCAACGCUCUUGUUACUUUAGCCGGGAAUCUACAGAUGGAGCUACCGACGAGGAAAGAAAGAGGAAACCAAGAUGACGUCGUCAAUGUUUUGCUCAUAGUUUUCGAAAUUCCCGCCUUAGGUUCUGGCGAUUUCCUCGAGACGGCCCUGCCGGCGAUUUGUAGGGCCUCCGAGUGGCUCCCGGUGGAAGUGCAAGCCAAACUGGCCCGAAUUUGGUCGGGUCCGGGCCGUUCUAGCUUACGCAACAUUUUAGAAAAUUUACAGCAGUUGGUAACACUGAGGGUGAUCGUGACGCAGUUCCAUCGAGAUUUUUAUGUCCAAGACGAAAAUGUGAUCACGUCGGCUACGAAACUCAUGAAGAUUCUUUUUUACGCGAAUAUGUUGGCCGGGGUGUUGGAAUCCCCGGAUUUGCGUAACGAGGAACUGACCGUGUCCAUGGACGACUCGUACCUGGCCAUCAAACUCAACAAGACCACGCCACCCAUUGAUCCUUUAGCCACGGAAUUGGGAGUUCACGUUUUGGACUGCCGAAAGCCUUAUUUACCGUUUUCCGAAUUCUACAACGAGCCUUUGAGUGAUGGUGUCGAGAUGGAUAGGGAUUUUGCUAACUAUAAAAGCGAACUAGGUGAACUUUUAGGGAAAUUUAGUUUUAUGCAUUACCCCUUCAUCCUCACACCGGCCACUAAAAUGAUGGGCUUGUAUUUUGACAAUAGGAUACGUAUGUACUCGGAGCGACGAAUUAGUAUUUUACAGUCGGUCACCGGACAGCCUUCGAAUCCCUACUUGCGUUUAAAAGUCCGCAGGGACCACAUAAUCGACGACGCACUAGUAGAGUUGGAAAUGAUCUCCAUGGAAAACCCCAACGACCUGAAGAAACAGCUGGUGGUGGAGUUCGAGGGCGAGCAGGGGAUCGACGAGGGCGGCGUAUCCAAGGAGUUCUUUCAGUUAGUGAUCGAGGAAAUUUUUAAUCCCGAUUACGCAAUGUUUACCAAUCAGAGCGAAGCGGGGACGGUUUGGUUUAAUCCGACCAGUUUCGAAAGCGACGCUCAGUUCACAUUGAUCGGUAUAGUGUUAGGACUUGCUAUAUACAAUAAUGUUAUCUUGGCCGUCAAUUUUCCCAUGGUGCUGUAUAGGAAGCUGUUGGGGAAAAGGGGUUCUUUCGAAGACUUACAAGACUGGAAUCCUGAAUAUCAUGUAGAUGGUAAAACGUUAGCCAAAAUUUGUCUGCCCAUCCCUAUUAAUAAUGGAAUAACCUCAACUCCAAGUUUUACAAUGACUUUAUAUAAUAGUUUAAAACAAUUAUUGGAAUAUAACGAACCCGACGUCGAGGAGGUGUUCAUGCAAACGUUCCGCAUUAGCUACCAGGAUGUGUUCGGCUCUAUUAUAAAUUACGAUUUAAAAGAAAACGGUGACGAAAUCACCGUCACUCAAGAAAACAAAUACGAAUUCGUCGAUUUAUACGCAGACUUCCUCCUGAACAAAUCCGUGGAGAAGCAGUUCCGUGCCUUCUACAAAGGGUUCCAAAUGGUCGUAGACGAGUCCCCCCUCGAAUUACUCUUCCGUCCCGAGGAAAUCGAAGUCCUGAUCUGCGGCAGCAAAAACUUCGACUUCGACGAACUGGAAAGUUCGACCGAAUACGACGGCGGCUACACCACCGAGAGCCAGAUAAUCAAAGACUUCUGGUCGACAGUGCACGCUCUCUCGUUAGAAGACAAACGAAAACUCCUCCAAUUCACCACGGGCUCCGACCGAGUCCCCAUCGGCGGCUUAAGCAGGCUCAAGCUGGUCAUCGCGAGGAACGGCCCCGACUCGGACCGCCUCCCCACGGCCCACACCUGCUUCAACGUUCUGUUAUUACCGGAGUACUCCUCGAAAGACAAACUCAAAGACCGGCUGAUCAAAGCGAUCAGUUAUUCGAAGGGCUUCGGCAUGUUGUAACUGAAUUUUCUUGCUUGUGAAUAUUUUCCCCGAUAGAGAUACGAUUUGAGUUGUUUACUAACAAAAGUUGUAUUUUGUUUGAGUAAAUUAAUAUAAUUAUUUUAAAAAUCAACUGUGUUUUUACGAGGGUGUCGGAUUCGCGUACUGGUUGUUAUAUAGGUGUUGCAUGUGGCGAUGUGACUUUUACUAUUUUCUACGAUUUUUCGAGAGUUUUUCGUACGCGAGUUCGACACGUCAUUGCUAAAUUUUUCAUGUUUGUGAAUUGCUUUGGAUUUAUUUUGUGUUUCUUGUGUACAACUUUCGUUCUGGUUUCAAACAAGCAGCUGCUCAAUGACGGACACAUCACUUGGUUUUUAUUUAAUAAAGUCUGAAUAGAG
Messenger RNA from Zophobas morio, 3363 nucleotides. RefSeq names its product Ubiquitin protein ligase E3A (gene Ube3a). Gene Ontology annotation, biological process: ubiquitin-dependent protein catabolic process; protein polyubiquitination. NCBI's taxonomy places the organism in Eukaryota, Metazoa, Arthropoda, Insecta, Coleoptera, Tenebrionidae. Gene Ontology annotation, molecular function: ubiquitin protein ligase activity. Bases 236 to 2986 code for a protein of 916 amino acids. The transcript has 14 exons. The record is from RefSeq and is a predicted model, not a curated record.